AUGGACCACAUCAACCUCGGCCUCAUGAACCUGGAUCUCAAGAUGAACGAGGCCGUCACCGCCAUGAAGCUCCCCUUCUGCAACAUGCCCUAUAACAUGAACCCAAUGUACCCCAAGGGGAGCAAUGCCAAUGCCAAUGUCGAUGUCAAUGCGUUCGAGAUGAAUGUUGGGGUGAACAAGUACUCCAAUAGCCCUAACGGGAAAGACACCAAUGGGAAAAACAAUGGCAGCAGCAACAAUAAUGGAGGAAACAGCAAUGGGAGCGCCAACGGUAAUUCUACGGUUGACAAGCGCUUCAAGACAUUGCCAACAAGUGAAAUGCUACCGAGGAAUGAAGUCCUUGGUGGAUACAUCUUUGUCUGCAACAACGAUACCAUGCAGGAGGAUCUCAAGAGGCAGCUUUUUGGUUUUAGCUUGUAUUCAAUCCCUUGUAUUGUUUUGCGCACUGUUGGUGUACUGGCUGCCAGUUUCGGUGGGUCUAAUAUCUAUCCCACUGCAUGGGAGGAUAAGAAGUGUAAAGGUGAAUCUAGAUUCCCAGCGCAGGUGAGGAUCCGCAUUAGGAAGCUUUGCAAGCCGUUGGAAGAGGAUUCCUUCAGGCCAGUUUUGCACCAUUAUGAUGGCCCAAAGUUUCGCCUUGAGCUCUCCAUCGCGGAGACCUUGUCGCUGCUAGACCUAUGCGAGAAGGAAGGCAUCUGA
Messenger RNA from Miscanthus lutarioriparius, 696 nucleotides. NCBI's taxonomy places the organism in Eukaryota, Viridiplantae, Streptophyta, Magnoliopsida, Poales, Poaceae. The record is from the annotation of a GenBank genome assembly.